ACGGAAACGAUCGUUAAUGAAAUUAUUUUCAAGGAGAUGGUAAUGGAUCAAGUUAUCUGUCGUAUAAAGAGAAGACAGAUAGAACGCGAUCGCAUCAGUCGUCUCAGCAGGAGCUUUCCAACAUGUUGAUAAUCAUUCUGCCAUAUCUGUUGGCGGCACGCGUGCCCAGCCACGAGGCCACGUACCACGACGAUUCCGACUGGCGACGUUACGGCCCCGAAUGCACUUACGACGUGUUGGUGAACAUGUCGCUGUCCAACAUCGACAUCCACGACGAGAACACGAUCUGUUCCAUGAUCGCGUUCGAGCUCAAGUGUCGAGCGAAAGGAAGCGACACGUUGAACUGCCGUUUCUCGAAAGGAAGGAUCGUGAGACCCGAGGAGGAGAGAUGCUCAAGAAAUUUCGUGUCGAGCGACAGGUUGCUCUUGGACGAGGAGCCGUUCGAGAUCAGGUUCAACGCGAGAGGUAUAGAGAAUCUGGUCGUGUCGAGGGAUAUAGCUAGGUGGAGGUUGGACAUGAUGAGGGCGAUCAUCGGCCAGCUUAACGUUGGCUUCGAGUUGGGCAGCGAGUACGAUCGGUUCGUCACCAUGGAGAACUCUAGCGUCGGGUACUGCGAGGUGGAGGUGAAGGUGUCUAGGGCGGGGUACGGAGGGGAGGACGGUGGUGGGGGGGAGUUCGAGAUCGCGUUGGAGCCUGAACGGGCAGACAUGGCGCCCUUGAGCAGGGGGAGCGUUCAGAUCGAGAAGGUGAGAUGGCCGAAAAGGUGCCCGAACAGGAAGAUCUACUUCUUUGGAAAUCACCAAGAUUUUAGCUUCGGUAGCAAGGAUAUUUUCAUGGACAUGAUCACCUCUGUCAGCCGUAUGUACAUCUCGAGGAGGGAGAUGAAUUCGUUCACGGAGUCUACAGGCGUGAUGAGAACGUUGAACAGACCUGGAACGAUGAAUUUGCAUCAGAGGAUCGGUUUGUCUUUGAAAAGUAUAAAUCCUGCCCGAACUCCAAUCCCAGAAAUCGUAAACCCAGCGUCUACUAGCUUGUACGCGUACACCAAUUUGGAGCGAAUUCCCGAGUAAAAAUGGACAUUGUCUUUGACAAAUGCAUUUGUAAAAUAAAAUUUAGGCAUUACAUUUUGA
This is a messenger RNA of Apis cerana (Asiatic honeybee), 1130 nucleotides long. RefSeq names its product vitellogenin. The record is from RefSeq and is a predicted model, not a curated record. Gene Ontology annotation, molecular function: lipid carrier activity. Lineage: Eukaryota; Metazoa; Arthropoda; Insecta; Hymenoptera; Apidae. Gene Ontology annotation, biological process: lipid transport.